Molecule: messenger RNA, 2140 nt
Organism: Alligator sinensis (Chinese alligator)
Lineage: Eukaryota; Metazoa; Chordata; Crocodylia; Alligatoridae
Gene: ZC3H10
Product: zinc finger CCCH-type containing 10
Exons: 1
Coding region: 325-1485 (386 amino acids)
Molecular function (GO): metal ion binding
Source: RefSeq, a predicted model, not a curated record
AGCAGCAGGCGGGGGGGGUUGGGGCUCCGCAGGCGGCAGCUGUGGCUGGUGGAGCUGGUGCCUGGCGGAGGCAGCUGUCAGCUGAGUCCAUGUGCUUGGAAGUGGGGCUCAGCCCAUCCCCGGGGGCGGCCGUGACUGGCCCCGUUCCCCAGGGUCAAGCAGGGUUCAUGUGUCUUCAGGGCCUGGCCAGCUCGGCCUGCUCCUGUCCCGUGUCUGAUCCCUGCCUCUCUCCUCGCUCUCUUCCAGCGCCCGGGCAGCUUGACACCACCCGCCGGGGCGGGGAGGGGGGAGGGAGGGAGUGCGUGGCUGCCGGGGGGCGCAGCCAUGCCCGACCGUGACAACUACACCAACGGCAGCAGCAGCGACGAGGCGGGCACCGGCUCGGACGACAUCUGCCGGGACUUCCUGCGCAACGUGUGCAAGCGCGGCAAGCGCUGCCGCUUCCGCCACCCCGACAUGAGCGAGGUGACCAAUCUGGGCGUGCGCAAGAACGAGUUCAUCUUCUGCCACGACUUCCAGAACAAGGAGUGCGUCCGCCUCAAUUGCCGCUUCAUCCACGGCACCAAGGAGGACGAGGACUGCUACAAGAAGACGGGCGAGCUGCCCCCGCGCCUCCGCCAGAAGGUGGCUGCUGGCCUGGGCCUCUCUCCUGCCGACCUGCCCAACAGCAAGGAGGAGGUGCCCAUCUGCCGGGACUUCCUGAAGGGUGACUGCCAGCGCGGGGCCAAGUGCAAGUUCCAGCACCUGCAGCGGGACUUCGAGUACGGGGCGGGGCGGGAGCAGGGCCUGGCGCCGGGCGGACGGCGCUACGAGCCCUAUGACGCGCUGUACGAUGAGGAGCAUGACCCGCUGCUGAAGCGGCGCCGUGUGGACGGGCUCCACUUCGAGACCUAUGAGUACAGCUUCGGCAGCCCCCGCUCUGUGGAGCACCGGCUGCUAGAGGAGGAGAACCUGCUGCUGCGCAAGCGGGUUGAGGACCUCAAGAAACAGGUGAGCAACCUCAUGGCCACCAACGAGGUGUUGCUGGAGCAGAACGCCCAGUUCCGCAACCAGGCCAAGGUCAUGACCCUCAGCUCCACGGCUGCUGCCACCGAGCAGCCCCUGGCGCCUACCGUGGGCACCGUUACCAACUACAACCACAGCAUUGCCCAGACCCACACCACGCUCAGCAGCCAGGCCCUGCAGCCGCGUCCCGUCACCCAGCAGGAGCUGGUGGCCCCGGCCGGAGCCCAGGCAGCACCACCCACCAACGCUGCACCCCCGCUCAACCCCGAGAUCGCCCCACUUUCGGCCGCCUUGGCCCAGACCAUUGCGCAGGGCAUGGCGCCCCCCGUGUCCAUGGCACCCGUUGCUGUCUCAGUGGCGCCCGUGGCUGUGUCCAUAGCGCAGCCGCUGGGGGCCAUCACUAUGAGCCACGCCACCACGCCCAUGGUGACCUAUCCCAUCGCCUCGCAGAGUAUGCGCAUCACAGCCCUGCCGCACUAGCCCGUGCCCUCGGGGCACCGGGAAUGGAGAGGACCCAGCGGAGUCUGGUGACGCCAGGACCCCCCGCAGAGAUGAGAUGCUGCCCCGAGUGCCCGUGAUGGGGCUCGGUCUCGGGUCAUGGGAACCCCAGUGGCCACGUGUGGCCUGCACAUGGCAGCAGCAUUCAGGGAUGAAGGGGUUAACACCCAGGACUGGCAGGGGGGCAGUGACCUCAUAGCCUUUGUGUACCCCUUGCCUCUCCCCUCCCUCCCCCCCCACAGCUGCGUGUGCCCCUUGCUGGGGUCAAGGCGGGGCUGCCCCUGCUUGCACAUGAGAGCCGGGGGCACGGGGUGCCCUGCUCGGCACCAGGUGGGCUCAGGAGGCAGCUGGAGGAGUGCAAUCAGACUGGGGCAUGGGAGGCUCCGGGCACUCUGUGCGGGGGGCCUGGAGGGGGUCUCUGUGGCGCCGCUUGCUGCUUGCACUGGCCCCCCCGACUGGGCAUCCGCCAGCCCCUGCCGGGUGUCUCCCUCUGUUCUUUGUCCGGCCCUGGCUCUGGGGGACUCGGCCCGGUGCAGCCGGGGGCCGGCAGGGCGGAUGCCCGCUCUGUACAGUAGCAUUUUAGGUCUACAAUAUCCUGUAAAGUUUUCAGCUAUUAAAAAAGACUUGUGUACAGCUG